Molecule: messenger RNA, 838 nt
Organism: Dicentrarchus labrax (European seabass)
Lineage: Eukaryota; Metazoa; Chordata; Actinopteri; Moronidae
Gene: polr2g
Product: RNA polymerase II subunit G
Exons: 8
Coding region: 158-676 (172 amino acids)
Biological process (GO): transcription initiation at RNA polymerase II promoter; positive regulation of translational initiation; positive regulation of nuclear-transcribed mRNA poly(A) tail shortening
Cellular component (GO): P-body; RNA polymerase II, core complex
Molecular function (GO): single-stranded RNA binding; translation initiation factor binding; single-stranded DNA binding
Source: RefSeq, a predicted model, not a curated record
AACAAUACUCCUCGCAUCAACCACGUGAGGCGGAAGUACGUAACACGAUGGUUGCGAAGGAGGGAAUGUUUUUUAUUCGUUAAGUGAAAACCAUUUUGGAAGAUAAUUGAUCGAAACAAGAAAAUUAAACGAUCACGGAUUGGAUAUUACAACAGAAAUGUUUUACCAUAUUUCUUUGGAGCAUGAAAUCCUAUUACACCCAAGGUAUUUUGGCCCUAACCUCCUCAACACCGUGAAGCAGAAGCUGUUCACAGAAGUGGAGGGUACCUGCACUGGCAAGUACGGCUUUGUCAUUGCAGUCACCACCAUUGACAACAUCGGAGCGGGUGUAAUCCAGCCGGGAAGAGGGUUUGUCCUCUAUCCAGUCAAGUACAAGGCCAUUGUGUUCCGUCCAUUCAAAGGGGAAGUGGUGGAUGCUGUGGUCACUCAGGUUAACAAGGUUGGAUUGUUCACAGAAAUUGGUCCAAUGUCUUGCUUCAUCUCUCGCCAUUCCAUCCCCUCAGAAAUGGAGUUCGAUCCCAACUCGAAUCCUCCUUGUUAUAAGACAGUUGAUGAGGACAUCGUAAUCCAACAAGAUGAUGAGAUCCGGCUAAAGAUUGUGGGAACGAGAGUGGACAAGAAUGACAUCUUUGCCAUUGGAUCUCUCAUGGAUGAUUAUCUGGGUCUUGUGAGCUGAUUCGCCCCAGAGGGAAUUUCACAUGUAACAUUUUAUUUAGUAGUCUAAUUAUUUCCUAAUUGAAGAAUGUAAGAUUCAUUUAAGGAAAGGCUUGAUAAUUUUUUUUUCUUUACAUGUAAUAAAGUAUUUUUUAUUUCUAAUAAAUUUGAAUCCUUUUCUGUG